AUGCUGAAGAUGGUAACGCCGCAGGAUAUUCGCAGCCCCGGGCCUGACAUGUCGCCCAGGGCGCGCAUGCUGCCCGACUACUUCGCUGUCGGGCCACUCAAAACGGAGCUGGCUUCGAUCCAGGAACAGGAGGCGCCGUCUUACCAUCUGGACGGAUCAGGCGACGGCCGCCGCGAGUCGACAAUUUCGUUCCAGGAUGAGCUGCCAACACGACGCAGCUCCAACGAGACGGAUACCGGCCGCGUCGCUUCGUUGGGCAGAAAGCCAUCCACAUCUUCCGUCUCGUCUCGCCGCCCGCGGUAUUCUGCGUCUUUGCAUGGUCUGGAACUACAAGAGCACGCUGCGCGAAUUCGUGCGAGCUCACCCCCUCCCGAAAGGUUCCAGCACCACGUCGGCUUCGAUAAUGUGCCCAAUGGAGAAGCCACCAAACACAACACGACAUCGCUGACCCUCAAUGUGAGGCACAAGGGCUACCAGGCUAGACGACGGUCGCGCAGUUUCAUGGUGGGCGUGGAUGAGAACUCGUAUUCCGAUUAUGCCAUACAGUGGCUGCUAGACGAGCUGGUCGAUGAUGGCGAUGAGAUCGUGUGCGUGCGCGUUCUAGAGGGCCAAGUCCGUAUGAACGAUAAGCAAUACCAGGAAGAUGCGAAAAACGUUAUGCAAGGGAUUCUAGCCAAGAAUGGAGCCAACCGGGCUGUCAGCGUCAUACUCGAAUACGCCGUCGGCAAGCUGCACGCGACCUUUCAAAAACUAAUUCAGAUGUAUCAGCCGGCCAUGCUGAUUGUCGGAACCCGAGGCCGAUCACUGGGUGGGAUUCAGGGACUCGUCAACAACCGAAACUCGUUCUCGAAAUACUGUCUACAAUACUCGCCUGUACCGGUCGUCGUUGUGCGACCCACGGAGAAGCGCAUCAAGAAGAAAGUAAAGCGCGCCAACGACUCGAACCGGCAGACGUACUUGGGCAUGCUCUCGGCGACGCUAGGGAAACACGAGGCCGACAGCGAAACCAGUAGCACAUACGAGCUCGAGACGCAAAUCUCGCCAGAUGAAGAGGCUCACCAAGUGGCCAAGGUUCUUGGUCUCCCAGCGAAAUUUGACCCGACUAUCAAGCCCAUCAACCCCAGCGACUACCUUCGAGCGCGGUCGCCAGCACCAUCCUCGUCGAAGACUGGUGAAGAGCCCACGAGCCCGACACUGGGUGAUGUUUCUCCUGGUAGUGCUAUGAAUAGUGAGGAUGAGGAAGAGGAAGAAGAUGCGGAAUUUGACGUUGUGUCUGGUACACAAGCCCUCAACCAACAACAGAAGCUUGAACAACUACACAAGAUGGAGGUCGGUGAAGCGCAGGCUCUCCGUCAAGGUGUGGACGUUGAAGACGAGGAGGAUGAUGGUUUGGCAGACAACAAGCCCUCUCCCUAG
Cordyceps militaris CM01 is the source of this 1416-nucleotide messenger RNA. RefSeq names its product universal stress protein family domain protein. The transcript is spliced from 3 exons. The record is from RefSeq and is a predicted model, not a curated record. Bases 1 to 1416 code for a protein of 471 amino acids. Lineage: Eukaryota; Fungi; Ascomycota; Sordariomycetes; Hypocreales; Cordycipitaceae.